Molecule: messenger RNA, 2005 nt
Organism: Ylistrum balloti
Lineage: Eukaryota; Metazoa; Mollusca; Bivalvia; Pectinida; Pectinidae
Product: cytochrome P450 2C3-like
Exons: 4
Coding region: 1-1497 (498 amino acids)
Biological process (GO): xenobiotic metabolic process
Cellular component (GO): cytoplasm; intracellular membrane-bounded organelle
Molecular function (GO): iron ion binding; heme binding; oxidoreductase activity, acting on paired donors, with incorporation or reduction of molecular oxygen, reduced flavin or flavoprotein as one donor, and incorporation of one atom of oxygen
Source: RefSeq, a predicted model, not a curated record
AUGUACAGUGUUGUAUUGGAACUCAUCACUAGUUCUAGCGGUCUAGUCUGGACACUUCUGGUUCUGGUUGUGGUAUAUUAUCUGUGGGACAGACACCAGAGACUGAAAUCCCUACCCCCGGGACCUACACCACUCCCAUUACUUGGUAACAUCCUUGACCUGGCGUCAAGUGAUCAGCUAGGAACAUUUCGGAAACUACGGGGAAAGUAUGGAGACUUGGUCACAUUGCACAUGGGGUCGUUCACAAUGGUAGUGGUCAGUGGUUAUGACACACUUCGGGAACUUUUCGUCAAACGCGGUGACGUCACAUCCGACCGGCCUGAUCUAUUUUCAUUCAGAGAAAUAACAAAAGGAGAAGGACUUGUGAGCAGAUCAGGGCCUGAAUGGAAGAUACACAGAACAUUCGCUAUUGGAGGACUAAGAGAUUUCGGCUUCGGCAAGAAAAGUUUGGAAGGAAAAAUAAUGGAAGAGGUGGAAGUAUUUCUCAAUGUUCUUGAGGAGAAGAAAGGACAACCGCUACAUCCCGAGUCCUGUAUCCAGACCAGUGUUGCAAACAUUAUAUGUUCCAUUAUAUUCGGAAAGAGAUUUGAACAUGGCGACCCUGUAUUUAUAGAACUAGUGGACACGGUUAACGAAAACAUGUCUCUUGUGGCGUCGGCUGGCCUCCUCAACCUCCUGCCCUUUCUUCGAUUUGUGCCAGGGGACCCCGUGGGUAGCAGAAAAGUCCUGAACAAUGCAGAUAGAGUUAUCAAGUACCUUUACAAACUGAUUGAUGCCCAUCAAGAGGAAUUCGACGCGGAAAAUAUUAAAGAUUUCAUCGACGUUUACUUAAAAGAAAUAGAGAAUAGAAAAGGACAGGACACUUCCUUCACAGUCUCACAGCUAAUGAACACUAUAGCUGACAUGUUCAUCGCUGGAAUGGAGACGACCACAACAACUCUUCACUGGGCUGUCUUGUUCUUCCUCAACAACCCGGAUGUACAGAAGCGUUGUCAUGAGGAGGUAACGAGGGUGGUAGGAGAGGGUCGAUUCCCCUCCCUGUCAGACCGCCCGGACAUGCCGUAUAUUGAGGCCACCAUCACAGAGAUCCUCAGAUGUGGGGACAUUGCUCCUCUUGGAUUGGCACAUGCUACAAGUGUGGACGUACAUUUUAAUGGUUAUAUUAUUCCUAAAGGAGCUAUGCUGAUUCCAAGUAUCACAUCUGUUCACAAAGACCCAGAGCUAUUCCCCGCGCCGGAAAAAUUCAAACCAUCAAGAUUCCUUGACAAGGACGGCAAACUCCAGCGAACAGAACACGUUAUACCAUUCUUUUUCGGUCGCCGUGUAUGUAUGGGCGAGGCCCUCGCAAGGUCAGAACUGUUUCUUUUCAUCACUUCCAUGGUACAACGAAUCCAGUUUAAACCUGUGGAUCCAGAUAGCAUUCCUCCAGUGAAAGGCGUUUUGGGGGCUACACUCAAACCAUGUCCUUAUACAUGUAUAGCCGAGAAGAGAGCUUAGAAUAUCUAAGGACAACAAACAUACAUCUACUCACUAUUACAACACUAUACUUAUGUAACUACAAGCCGUUUUGCAUGUUUUUAAUAAAAAUACAGAAGAGAUUGAAUUUGAAUUAUUAUGAACACCUUUCGAAGAAUUAAGUGCAGUAGAGCCAAAAACAAAGAAUAAGAUUUAAUCAUACAGCUGUUUCAUCCUUCAAGAAUUCGUUAUUGAUGUAAAGGACCUAACUUUUUAAGCUUAGGAAGCGAAAGCAGGAAAUAAAAACUAAGAUAAUGCGUAACAAUGUUAAUGGAAAAUACAUAACACUAACAAUGACAUGUGACAUACAAUGUACCUUAGAACAUAGUCCUUCUGUAAAUUACGCUGACAUGCAAUGUAAUUUCGUAUUAUUAUAUAACAAUAUGUUCCUUCCGCUAAUCUACUCGGAGACGUUACUCAUUUCAAAUGACAUGGGUUGCAUAUUAACCAAAACCAGAAAAAAUAAAUCAAAUUAAAUGAGUAUAUAUAA